Dipodomys spectabilis (banner-tailed kangaroo rat) is the source of this 1628-nucleotide messenger RNA. It is a transcript of the gene Katnbl1, whose product is annotated as katanin regulatory subunit B1 like 1. Gene Ontology annotation, cellular component: nucleolus. The record is from RefSeq and is a predicted model, not a curated record. The transcript has 10 exons. Bases 138 to 1049 code for a protein of 303 amino acids. Gene Ontology annotation, molecular function: microtubule binding. Lineage: Eukaryota; Metazoa; Chordata; Mammalia; Rodentia; Heteromyidae.
CGCGCGGCGGCGUUUGAAUGGCUGCGAGUCGGGCCCGGCCGGGAGCUGAGGGCUGCUCCGGGCUGCCGAGCGCGUCCGUCGGCGCGGGGCUGGGCUGGGACGUCGCGGCACCAUGAGGCGCCGGUAUUUAAAGGAUUAUGGCAUCUGAAACCCACAAUGUUAAAAAACGAAAUUUUUGUAAUAUUGAGGGUCAUCCCAUUGAUCUUCCUAGAAAAAGGAACUCCAGUUUCACUAAUAAGAACAUGAAGGAGGUUAAGAAAUCUCCAAAACAGUUGGCUGCUUACAUAAAUAGAACAGUGGGAAAAGCUGUGAAAAGCCCAGAUAAACUACGUAAAGUGAUCUAUCACAGAAAAAAAGUUUAUCAUCCCUUCCCAAAUCCUUGUUACAGAAAAAGACAGUCCCUUCCAAGUGGGGGCUGUGACAUGGCAAAUAAAGAAAAUGAGCUGGCUUGUGCAGGCCAUCUGCCUGAAAAGUCACACCAUGAUAGUCGAACGUACUUGGUUAACUCCAGUGAAGCUGGUUCUUCACAAACAGAAAGCCCAUCAUCAAAAUUUAGUGGUUUUUUUUCUGAGGUUUCUCAGGAUCAUGAAACAAUGGCUCAAGUUUUAUUCAGCAGGAAUUUGAGGUUGAAUGUAGCUUUAACGUUCUGGAGAAAGAGAAGUAUAAGUGAACUUGUAGCAUACUUAGUGAGGAUAGAAGAUCUUGGAGUUGUGGUAGAUUGCCUCCCUGUGCUCACCAACAGUUUGCAGGAAGAAAAGCAGUAUGUCUCACUUGGCUGCUGUGUAGACUUGUUGCCUCUAGUAAAGUCAUUACUUAAAAGCAAAUUUGAAGAGUAUGUAAUAGUUGGUCUAAACUGGCUUCAAGCAGUAAUAAAAAGGUGGUGGUCAGAACUGUCAUCCAAAACAGACGUUAUAAAUGAUGGAAAUAUUAAGAUUUUAAAACAACAAUUAAGUGGAUUGUGGGAACAGGAAAACCAUCUUACUUUGGUUCCAGGAUAUACUGGUAAUAUAGCUAAGGAUGUAGAUGCUUAUUUAUUACAGUUGCAUUGAGAGAUUUCAUCUACUAAGGAGCAUCUGGUUAUUCUGAACAUCAUUGGACGAUAUGAUUUCCCCAAAUAGGUCUCUUCUGAGAACUGUGAACUGUGGGGGGAAAAAAUCAAAAUCCUUUUUCUUUCAAAAGCCACAUAAUGAAACCACUAAUGAAACUUGUAGCAAUCUACUUCACAUUGAAGUGGAAAAAUAUCCAAAAGGAGCAGCUCCAACUUCAGAGAGGUGGAAAUGCACUGUGAAGAUUGUUCACCUGCUGCUUUGGGAUGCUUGGCUAUUUGGUAACAAUGUUUAAGAACUACUGGUCUUAACUGCAAUCCUGCAAAGGAAGAUCAUUUAUACUAUAUGAGGAAAUAAGAGAGGACUUAUUACUAGAACUACAAAAAUCAAUCAUUAAUUUUUGUGUUUUGUAAGAAACACUAUAAUGGAUGCAGCUAUUUUCUUAUGUAGAAAAGACUUUGAAAGUUUGAAACACCAUAGUAAGUAAUCAAUAUUAAAAUUUUUUUUUGUCCACACUGACACUGUGUAUAAAAAUGCCUUAAUUAUUAAUAAGCCAAUGUGAUAGGAUACCAAUAUCUGUUU